Rubroshorea leprosula is the source of this 796-nucleotide messenger RNA. The record is from the annotation of a GenBank genome assembly. Lineage: Eukaryota; Viridiplantae; Streptophyta; Magnoliopsida; Malvales; Dipterocarpaceae.
CUUUCUUUGAUUUUUGUUGGGUGGUUGCAAAGAGGUGAAAAUUUUUCAACUCCAAUUCAGCCCCCUCUUGGAGGUCAUUGAACCAACAAUUGGUAUCAAAGCAAAGGUUCCAAUUUGAAGGUUUAACCACCUAAGAGUUGAUUAGGGAUGGAUCAAUUUCAAACUUCUCAACCACUUGAAGGUCUACAUGCUUGCAAUGAACCUAGGGCAUGGAUUGUGACUAUGAAAGGUCCAUAUGUGCCCAUGGAAGUUGUUGGAGAAAAUGAGGUGCCACAGGAAGGAGAAGUUGAAUGGAAUGAUGAAGACUUGGGGAAGAUCAUGAUCAACAACAAAGCAAUCGACAUGCUUCAACGUGCUCUCAAUCCAACGGAAUUCCAUAGAGUUUUCAGUCACAAAUCUCAAGAAGUGGUGAGGAAGGUUCUUAGAAGCUUGCCUAAGAAUUGGAAAGCCAAGAAGACCGAGAUGGAUAUUCAAGUUGAUGGCGGAGUUGAAGUAGUUGAGAAGAAGAAGAAUGUUGCAUUCAGGGCUAGCAACCAAAAAGAGGAGAGUGAAGAUGAUGCUACUAAUGAUGAGUCUAGCAAUGAGGAGGACAUCACCAAAUUAGUUUCAAAUUAAGUGAACAAACACAUGAAGAAAAGCCUCAAAGGGACAUCUUCUAGAAGAAACAAGAAAUUCACUAUUCUAGAGGAAGAAUAUGUAGUGAUGAUGAUGAUGGAGGAAAGCCAAGCAAAAAGCAUAUCAAAUGCUAUGAGUGCAACAAGAUGGGGCAUUAUAGAAAUGAAUGCCUUCAAUUGAA